Messenger RNA from Paramuricea clavata, 1491 nucleotides. The record is from the annotation of a GenBank genome assembly. Lineage: Eukaryota; Metazoa; Cnidaria; Anthozoa; Malacalcyonacea; Plexauridae.
AUGUCUGAAGAGAAAUUGAGGGAAUAUAGCCAGAGGCUAUUCGACAUUCUAUCGGCUCCAUAUAUAAAGAAGUUCAUCUGGAAAGAAAUCCGUGACACAAUUGCCAUUCUUGCCAACUCCAUGUCAAACUACUGCAUGUACUUGCGAUCACAAGCGAAAAGGGUGAGUAAAAUUUUUCUGGAAAAUAUUUAUAUACAUAUUUACAGCAACAAAUAUUAAAGCCCAGCUCAGUCGUCAUGGUUUUACAGCAACUAUUUCCUUUAUGAAUGGAUAAAACAUGUCAAUUUACUAAGCUGUUAAUUUCUAAAAGUAAUUCUGUUAUUUUCUUCUAGGUCAAGGAAAACAGGUCGUCGAUGGUUGUGAAGAAUGAUAGGUACCUGAAAGUGAUUGAAAAGUGGGAAGAGGAAAUUGAAAUAUAUAGAGAUGUAGUAAGAGUUUUGAUGGAAAAAGAACUAUGGAAGUGCAUAUUCCUUGAUGAAUACUCCCCAACAGAUAGAAAAGAGGUAUAUGUUUGUCACAAACCUGAAGCUGCCAAUGAGAGCCCUGAUGAUCGCAGAAACCAGUGGGGCACGAACUUUACAUUUUUUGUGCAGAAUCGAUGACAGCUUGACAGUAGAGGAAGCUAUCAACAAAGCCCAUGAUGUUGCUACACAGAUACAUCAAGAUAUUAAAAAGUUCCACUCAAGAGCAAUGAGACGGGAAUUUGUCCAGUUGUUUGGACUUGUUGCUAACAAAGCAGUUUUGCGGUAUGCCUACCGGACCUUGACAGGUUUGUUUAAUUUAAUCGACCUAAAGAACUUUUUCUUUCAGUAUCUCUGUUUAUAAAUUCGGAUCCAAUGCUUUUUAUUACAUACUUGUGCCUCUCUCAGGGUGUUAGCAGGGACAUGUACUUCAUGUUUUACCUGUCCGAAAUACACACCCUGACCCUAUUACACCAGAAACUGUGUCUGGGUAUAUUAAAUAAAAGAAAAUGCUAUGUUUUUUCUCUACCUAGAUACUUUAACGUGCCCCAAACACCAAUUAUAUUUUUUGCUAUGGUAUGUUUGCAGUAAAAACCUCAUCUUUUAUCAAUUUUGUCAACUUAAAGUUGCUGGAUAUGAUGUCAUUAGAUGAUCUGUAAAUAGUUAAAUAGUGCAAUAUAUUAAAAUAGUGCAGAUAAAAUUCAUUGAAUUACAUUUUUCCGGCAACUUUGACAGUGAUGGAUUGUAGAAUGACUCAAAUAGUUACGCACACAAACAAUCAUAUAUUUUUUCGUUUACUAUUAUUUCAUGUUUCAUGUUUUCUUUGAAAAAAGGUGACUGCUCUGCAGCAGAAACUUUACAAGAAGCUGAAGUAGACCGCCGUCUUGAACAAGUUGUUGAUGAGCAGGACCCUGACUUACUUUGGGACUGUCGACAUUGCAACCAAGGGCGCCCUCUAGAAUAUGAUGAUUUCCUCAAUAAAUGUCGAGAAACCAUCAGCGCGAGUAUUGAGACAGCUGUUGAUGACUGA